AUGAAAUCCAAGAAGAUUCUCAUCAUCCUCAGCGACGCGAAUUCAUUCCCCAUCAAAAAGACCAGUGGCCCCAAAAGCGGCCAAACAGUCGCACAACCCUCCGGCUUCUUCCUCCAGGAACUAGCAAAACCCCUGCAAAAGCUACUAGACGCCGGCCACGAAGUCACCUUCGCCUCGCCCAAAGGCCGCGAACCAACAGCAGAUCCAAAUAGCGAAACUCUCCUCGCAUACGCAGGCAACUUCUACGAGCGACGCCGCGAACAAGAACUCAUCGAGAGAAUGAAGAAAGAGAAUGGAUUUAGCAGUCCCCGUCCAUUCAGCUCUAUCUCCGACGAGGAACUGGCUACCUUUGCCGGGGUCUUUAUCCCAGGUGGCCAUGCACCUCUGCAAGAUUUGGGCGGGGAUGCAGAGCUUGGUCGGAUACUGCGAUAUUUUAAUCGGGAGAAUAAGCCUACUGCGGCUAUUUGUCAUGGACCGUAUGCGUUGUUGAGCACAAAGCAUGCGGGUGAUGGUUCGUUUGUGUAUUCUGGGUAUAAGAUUACUUCUUGGAGUGAUGCGGAAGAGAAGGUGGUGGAGACACUGCUCGGUGGUGAGAUUGAGAAGGUUGAAUCGGCGUUGAGAAAUGAAGGUGCUGUGAUGAUGGAGGGUGCUUCUGAGAAGGUUGGUGGGACGAUGCUGCAUCGUGAGUUGCUUACUGGGGGAAUCCUUUGGCUGCGAAUUCUUUGGGCGAUCGAUUUUUGA
Penicillium daleae is the source of this 741-nucleotide messenger RNA. Its product is annotated as type 1 glutamine amidotransferase domain-containing protein. The record is from RefSeq and is a predicted model, not a curated record. The transcript has a single exon. Bases 1 to 741 code for a protein of 246 amino acids. Lineage: Eukaryota; Fungi; Ascomycota; Eurotiomycetes; Eurotiales; Aspergillaceae.